AGUUAGUAGUACUGUGGUAAAGAAGAGUCAACGACGUACUGCACAUGGGGGGGUCCACUAUCGUUGAAGCUUGAGCAAUGACGAUCCAUCUAAUUUUUUUUCUCUUAAUUUUUAUUCUAUCCAAUUCCCUGAAAUCCAAUAUCACCCACCAAAUCCCAUCCACCCGCCAUCCUAAUCCUUUUGGCGAUAUUAUUUUAUUCUCUUCCAGAUUUUAUUUUUUUUCCUUUUCAACUUCUUCACCUUCACUCAAUCAUUUCAAUCGCGCGUUUGUUUGACGGCUAUAGCGCUGUCAAAUGAACCUGCAACGUCCAAUAAUACCUUUUCUCCAUUCACCCUCCCCUCCUGGCGUCAUCUAAAUGCCCACCAUCUACUCAUCCUUGUACCAGAACUUCAUCCGCCAAGGAUUCACAAAAUCUUUCACCCACGGCUACGCGCAAUCUGUCGUAGCCGCCACCCAUCCCCAUGUUCUAAAUUCGCAAAAUCGCCCGUCGUUCGCGCGGCGUAACAGUCAGCGCGUUGGACGCCUUUCUAGUCUCCAGCUUCAGAAUGCUUUCCAUAACUCGGCGAAUGCUCAACAUGAGCUUCGCCAUGACAAGAAUACGAGCAAUGGUAACUUGGAUGCCUACUUCGAGGCAUUGAAGAAGCAGCAGGACACUGGUGAUGAAGUUGAACCGGAAUGGACCCAAUUCCAGUUCCCCAAGCCUAUAGAAUGGAGACCGAACGCGUCUUCUAUUCUGGAAGGCCCCGAGUCCCAGGUCCAAGAUGCCGAAGCCGCUGGCGCUGCCGAGUCGGCUGAAGCUAACCAAAAUGGGGCAGAUGAAUUGCCAGUCCCCGUUGAUGAUGUGACAGCAUUGGCGCAUAUCGAUGCUGCCAUUGAGAAGGAGAUUGAAGUACGUGGUUUGCGGCAGGCUUUGGAGGAGAACACCGGACUCCUACUCAAUGAGUUAACUCCAUCCAUUGUCAGCGGUAUCCAGUCACGAGCUCGAACUCCUGUCUCUGAGAGGCCGGCGACGCCUGCGAGCAUCAACCGUACCGUAACUCCGCCGGUUGAUUCUCAAUCCCAAAGUUAUGCCGACCAUCUUAGCAAGCUUUCUGAAGAUGGUCGUUACGCUGAAAUCCCUGCCGUUUUUGAGGCCAUGCUGGUUGCUGACAUCAAGCCCAUCGCUGCAGCCUACAAUGCUUUGCUGGUCGCUGCUAUUCACGUCCCGAUUGAGAAGAUUGAGGUUGUGUCUAAGGCCUUGGAUGUCUACGCCGACAUGAUGCGACGAAAUAUCCUGCCAGAUAGCGAUACAUACAAUAUUCUUGUUGGUUUGUUGUCUGCUAGGUGCCUCGAAGUGUCUACUCUGAAGAAGAGUUUGGAGGAUAAACGCCUUCGCUUCGGCGGGAUGGAUGAGCCUGGAAAGUUUAUGUUCGCAUCGAAUGAGCUGGAACACGCCAUUCUUUCUGAGGAUGACAGGCUUGAUCUUGCCAUCAAGUUGUUCGAGACGUCUGUCUUGACGCGCAAGGCCAACUACUCCUCUGAAACCUACCACCAGCUUAUUUCAGCUUGUGCUCAAGCCGGACGUGUCUCUGACAUGCUUCACAUGUUUGAGCACAUGGAAUUAAGUGGUGCCGUCCCCUUUGCCGCUACUUUCCCCUCCAUGAUCACUGCAUUUGCCAAUACAGGUGACCUGGCUAGCGCCAUCGAAUGCUAUAACGAGUAUAAGGACCUUGCAGUCGCUCACGACAACGGAAAAUAUACUUUGAAUGAUCGAUUAGACUCCCGAGUUUACGCUGCAGUCAUCAAUGCAUACAUCAUCAAUGACAAGUUGAAGGGCGCUGAGAGGUUUUACGAAAAAAUUGUCGAUGCAAAAGGCGCCCAUGUCUCUGAGAUUCGGGAUGCCAUUGUUAGCAGUGGAUUUGUUAAAGCUUUUACAGCGAGGGGCAUAUAUCACGAAGCGCUGCGGUGGGCUCAGAACAUUGAGAACAACUCGCGCUUAAGCGCUUUUGCUGGAAUUGCUACUGCUGCUGCCGAUUCUGGAGAUAGAAAUACUGCCAUUGACGCUUUCGCUAACAUCCCUUCGGCAUUUCAAGGUAUUGCAACUCCAGCGAUGGCUUUACUGGCUCUCAGUGUACGACAAGGCGAUGUUCUAGCUGCUUCACAAUACUGGAAUGUGCUGAGCAACCCCGAAAUAAAUGUUGACUCGUCCUUCAUCGAGCCAGCGGCCAUGUACGCUGUUGCAAUGAUUGGAUCGGGACAAGUUGCUGAAGGGUUAACCGAAUCUGAAUUGAUGUUCCAGCGGAUUAGAGCCGCCGAGAGCGAGGCUAGACCCCAUGUAUCGGAUGAAAUAGAAGAGGGUAUGGAGUUCAUAUCGCGAUUUAUGGCUGUCCGUGCCAUCACAGAUCCUCGAGAGGUCGCUUCCCAAUCCAGCUUUGCUGCUCAGACUUUCUCCGCUUCGCCUUACCCAUCGACUCCUACCGUCUCGAGCUUCGAGGACAAUUUCGAUCCGUAUGCUCACAACACCGACUUCAAAGGCUCUUCAAUUAUUUCGGAUGAGUUGGAAGGCGCCCACGGACGCAAAGGACCUAGACUCAAUGAGGCGCUCUCCCGCUUCCGCAACAUGCGACGUGUAGGACGCCAUCCUCGAUAUAUCACCUACGCCAAGAUGAUUUCCGCUGCGGCCCGUGAGAGCAAGAUGGACCUCUGCCACGAUAUUCUCGCCAUGGCACGAACUGAUGUGCCGUUCCUCCCGCAAUAUUCCGUUGUUCGUUAUGGCUGGUCAUCUAUUCUUGAUGCUAUGGUUGGCGCCUGCUUAACGCUCAAUGAUCGUGUUCUGGCAGAGCAGUAUCAUCUCGAGCUUCUAGAAAUGGGCGCUGCUCCAUCAGCAAACACCUUCGGUCUCUAUAUCACUACCCUCAAGGAAUCUACCAAGACUUUUGACGAAGCUUCGGAAGCUGUCAAGAUCUUCCACCGUGCUAAGAAUGAGGGUGUUGAGCCUUCGUCGUUUUUGUACAAUGCCCUAAUUGGCAAGCUCGGCAAGGCUCGACGUAUUGAUGACUGUCUUUUCUAUUUUGCCGAGAUGCGUGCUCUGGGUAUCAAACCGACUAGCGUAACCUACGGAACGAUCGUCAACGCGCUGUGCCGAGUUAGCGAUGAGAAAUUCGCUGAGGAGCUCUUCGACGAGAUGGAGUCCAUGCCUAAUUACAAAGCUCGUCCAGCACCAUACAACAGCAUGAUGCAAUUCUUCCUUACUACUAAGCGUGACAAAUCAAAGGUUCUGGCCUACUACGACCGCAUGAACGCCAAGGGAAUUGCCCCAACAGCUCACACUUACAAGCUUCUCGUCGACACCCAUGCCACCCUUGAACCGGUGAACAUGACUGCCGCCGAAGCUGUGUUGGACAUGAUUCGUGCUUCUGGCCAACGUCCUGAACCAGUACAUUACGCUUCAUUGAUCCAUGCUCGUGGUUGCGUUCUUCACGACAUGCAAGGCGCACGAAAAGUAUUCGAAUCAGUCAUGGGCGACCCGACCAUCCCCCCCAAUGCUUGCCUCUUCCAGGCAUUGUUCGAAGCCAUGGUUGCCAAUCAUCGUGUCGCCGAUACUGAGGCUGUCCUGUCUCUCAUGCGACAAAAACGCAUUGAGCUUACACCUUACAUCGCCAACACCUUGAUACAUGGCUGGGCUAGCGAGAAGAACAUCAACAAAGCUAGCGCCGUUUACAACAGCGUUGGUCGUGGGAAGCGCGAGCCUAGCACGUACGAGGCAAUGACUCGUGCCUUCCUUGCUGUAGAGGAUCGCGAGCGCGCCAAGUCAGUUGUCGGCGAGAUGCUCUCGAGAGGUUAUCCUAGUGCUGUUGUCAACAAGGUCCUAGAACUUCUCGGUGGUGGCAGCAACGAAGAGGCAGUAUCUGCUUCGGCGCUAUGAGCGUCGCCUUAUUUCUUUAUCUCAUUUCCUUUUGCUUCAAUACGAUACCCCGUGUUAUGUUACAGGAGGUUGAAACGAUUCUCUUUACGGGGUUGUCGGUUGCGGUGAAGGGAUAGCAUUGCUUGUAUCAAGCUAGGCGUUAUACGGAGUGUUUUUAAAAUCGGGGUUAUGGACCAGGCAUUUACGAAUGGGGCAUCGACUGGCAUGUCGGUAAUAGACAACUCUCAACUUUACAUAUACUGAUAAAGAACUUCCUUUUUUAUGUCAUCUACAAGGCAAAAACACUAGGUCAAAGGGGCUCCCAGGGCGUCGGGCAACGGUUUUGUCCGCGACAUUUGAAAAAAGGGAGCGGCGUUUGGAAGGGCUAAUUAGUUGGUAGACGGAACCAUACUCAGUGGGCAUUUAUGAUGAUGUGACGCUGGUAUGGUUGGUAGUUCUGUCUUGUAUGAUAGAUGCAAAUAUCAUGGAAGUUUGUUCGAA
This is a messenger RNA of Hypoxylon fragiforme, 4385 nucleotides long. RefSeq lists its product as uncharacterized. Lineage: Eukaryota; Fungi; Ascomycota; Sordariomycetes; Xylariales; Hypoxylaceae. The coding region runs from base 357 to 3905 and encodes 1182 amino acids. Gene Ontology annotation, molecular function: protein binding. The transcript is spliced from 2 exons. The record is from RefSeq and is a predicted model, not a curated record.